UUGUUUGACUUUGAUGUUGAAGUCAAGCCAAUCCUGGAAGUGUUGAUUGGGAAAACAGUUGAGCAAGCUUUGCUGGAAGUCAUGGAGGAAGAAGAGCUGGCCCAGCUGUGGGCACAUCAGCGUGCCUAUGCAGAGCUGCGUAAUGCAGAGCUUGCUGAAGUACAGCGCCUGGAAGAGCAGGACAGGCGAUACAGAGAGGAGAAGGAACGUCGCAAACUCCAGCACAUGCAAAUGCUGCAGAAACAGAAAGAGACCACAGAGAAAAUUGCAGCUCGGGCAUUCGCUAAGCGUUACCUGGCUGAUCUCAUUCCCUCGGUCUUCAACAAUCUUCGUGAGAGUGGGUUUUUUUAUGACCCUAUAGAAAGAGAUAUUGAGACAGAAUUCCUUCCAUGGCUGAUGACAGAAGUGGAAGAAACACUAGAGAAGAAGGUUCUGGGGAGGACAAUGCUUGACUCCUUAAUUUGUACAGUGGUUGAAAAACGCUUAGAUGCAUUCAGCCAUAAACCUCUGACUGAUCUGACAGAGGCACCUGCUGAAGAGCCCAGGCCAACAGAUGCAGUGCCCCAGGUGGCCCAUGAGACAGACGCUGCUGACCGACCUGUCACAGAGAAAGAAGAGACUGAUCAACCUGUCGCUGAGGAACAGCCUUCACGUCGCAUCUCUUUCCAGUUAGAAGAAUCAGAUCGAGAAGGAACAGAGGAUUUGGAAACUGAGUAA
This is a messenger RNA of Pelecanus crispus (Dalmatian pelican), 717 nucleotides long. The record is from RefSeq and is a predicted model, not a curated record. Lineage: Eukaryota; Metazoa; Chordata; Aves; Pelecaniformes; Pelecanidae.